Molecule: messenger RNA, 1365 nt
Organism: Vanderwaltozyma polyspora DSM 70294
Lineage: Eukaryota; Fungi; Ascomycota; Saccharomycetes; Saccharomycetales; Saccharomycetaceae
Gene: UIP5
Product: Uip5p
Exons: 1
Coding region: 1-1365 (454 amino acids)
Biological process (GO): endoplasmic reticulum to Golgi vesicle-mediated transport; endoplasmic reticulum organization; Golgi organization
Cellular component (GO): COPII-coated ER to Golgi transport vesicle; Golgi membrane; endoplasmic reticulum-Golgi intermediate compartment
Molecular function (GO): D-mannose binding
Source: RefSeq, a predicted model, not a curated record
AUGAAGAGAGAUGAUCGUGACAAACUUGUAUUAGGCUCUAUCAUAACUUUUAUAUUUUUGAUCUUCCAAUUAUGUACUCGAUCAAUCCCUAAUAAUUAUUAUCAAAAUGGAAUAAAUCCAUUGAUUGAUCCUAUAGAAAGAUUUAAAGUAGACCAGGAGAGUGGGAAUAGCAUCGUGAGAGUUAAAAAUGAGGAUGCAAGUUUAGCUGUACCAUUUUUAGAUAAAAUUAAUAAAUUUUGGUAUGUAGGUGGUCAACCACAAAUAAGGAAUGCAGAAUACAUACGGUUGAUUUCCGCUUCAAAUCCAGAUUCAAAUGGAUUGAUUAUGUCAAAUGGGAUUGGCGAUAAUACAAUUAAUGAUUUUGAAAUCAUAAUGAAAUUCAAGAUAUCUUCAAACAAAGAUCAAAUUAAUACUAAAAAGGCGACUUCAAGUAGUGAAGGAUUAGUGUUAUUAAUUACGCCAGAAAAUGAAUUCUUAACUACAGAUUUGCAUUCUACUUAUUCAAAAAGACAAUACGAAAUAAAUUCUGGAGGCAUUUUACCUUCAAGUACGGAUCUAAUGGGUUUCCCAAAAAAUUUCCCAGGUUUAUCCCUAGUUUUAGAUUGCUAUCAAAAUGACAAAUCAACUAUUACAUCAGCUCCAUUUUUCGAUGCUUUUAUUAAUAAUGACCCUUCAAAAUACCAUUAUGACCGUUUUAGUGACGGUAAAGAUAGUAAUAUUAUAAAAUUAAACCCUAAUCAUAUAAAACUAAAGGAUUCUAUGUUGAGUGGCGAUGAUGUAGAACUUCGGUUGAUUUAUCUAGAGAGUAUUAAUUUCUUAAAGAUUGAUAUCAAGUAUGAAUCUGAAGGAAAUAUUUGGAUAGAAUUAUACCAAUCAAAAAAUCCAUUAUUUGUUCCAAAAAAUCCAAAAACUGGCCAGAGAUUCAUAGGUGUAGGUGCAUUAUCUAAUGAAAACCCUGUAAAUAUAGACAUUCUUAAUAUUCAAACUAACGAAUUUCAUUGGGAAGGUAAAGAUGAAUCAAUUGAAGAAAGCUUCGAUUAUGUACAAAAAGUUCAAUUAUUCCUACAAAAAGAAUUUGGCCAACGAGUGACAAUGGAGAGAGAUGAGUUCAUUAAAUGGAAAUAUUUAAAGGCUCAACCAAGCUAUAAACACACAGAGAAUACCAGGAAAUCGACCAAGUUUAAAAAGGAUAAAAUUACAAACCAAACUCUGCCUACAAGAAUUGCCAGAGGUCUUUUCAAAGUGGUAUUGUAUGUGUUGAUCUUAGCAUUUAUUUAUCUGGCUACAGUUUAUAUUAGAGUUACUAUUAGGCAUAUCAAGAAAAGAAACAAUUAUAAUGAUGGAUUGUUACCAAGAUAUGUAUGA